AUGAGCUCAGACUGCAAGAGUUAUUACAGCGCUGAAAAAGUGUUUGUGGAGGGCUUCACGUGUCCUAAACCGGACAGUGACUCCACGGCACUUUUCUGCUGCGGGUUUAACGACAUCAAGUAUUGUUGUGAUGAUCCCAACAGCUUUUUCCCUUACGAGUAUGGAUACAUGUGGUGGCUGAGUGUUGGAGCACUUGUUGGCCUCUCCAUAGCAGCAGUGGUUCUCCUCGCAUUCAUCAUCACUCUUUGUGUUCUGUGCUACUUGUUCAUCGCCACAAAACCCAGAGGCUUGGACAACGGGCUGCCCCUGAGAGCACCAGGCACUGUGUCAAGUCAACCAGAGGGACAAAACCAACCCACACCCCCCACUGGUCCUCAAGGGCUGAGGAAACACUUCCUGAGGGGCAAGCUGGACUGUGACAACCAGCCACCAGACCCUGACCGCCUUUUCCAGCGCUGCUUCAUGGCCACCGUCACAACCAUCAAUGUAGAGGGCCCGACAUAG
This is a messenger RNA of Myripristis murdjan (pinecone soldierfish), 504 nucleotides long. RefSeq names its product protein shisa-like-2A. The transcript has 3 exons. NCBI's taxonomy places the organism in Eukaryota, Metazoa, Chordata, Actinopteri, Holocentriformes, Holocentridae. The record is from RefSeq and is a predicted model, not a curated record. Bases 1 to 504 code for a protein of 167 amino acids.